This is a messenger RNA of Ruditapes philippinarum (Manila clam), 2083 nucleotides long. RefSeq names its product dopamine receptor 4-like. Gene Ontology annotation, biological process: neuropeptide signaling pathway. Bases 124 to 1404 code for a protein of 426 amino acids. The record is from RefSeq and is a predicted model, not a curated record. Lineage: Eukaryota; Metazoa; Mollusca; Bivalvia; Venerida; Veneridae. Gene Ontology annotation, cellular component: membrane. Gene Ontology annotation, molecular function: neuropeptide receptor activity. The transcript has a single exon.
AUCAAAAUCAAACUUAUUCUUGAGACUGUGAACGGUUAAAUAAUAUGAUAUUUGAGCAUGUAUUUGUGAUUUGUUUAAAUAAAUUCAGCGUGCAUUCUACAAGGGUAAACAAAAGGAAACAGGAUGGGAUACCCAAACGUCAGUGAGCACGCACUACUUCGUCAAAAUCAAAAGGAAAUAUGGAAUCGUUUGCUCCCAGAGGCAAUUUGCUUAACAACUUUAGCUGUAGUCGGAGCUAUUGGAAACGUACUGGCAGCAGUGUUCUACAAAACGAGUUUCAAAAGAACAACGACCAUCACUUUGAUCAUAGCUUUGACUUUCAAUGAUUUUAUCAUCUGCCUCUUGACUAUCCCUAAUAUCGUAGAGAUGGAAUUAAAUGUUAAUAAUAGUUUCAGUUUGCUCUGUAAGAUAACGCAUUUCUUGAACCAGUGGCUGAUCGGGACGUCUUAUUCAUUGCUCUGCAUAAUUUCAAUAGACAGAUACCGAAGAAUAUGUAAACCGUUCGGAAAACAGAUAUCAACUCGUUCACUUAAGUACGUAAUACCCUGUAUAUUAUUUGUGAGUUUAUGCGUGGCGGUGAGGAAGAUUGUGGACUAUGACACUAUCGUAAUUGACAUCCAAGAACCAUAUAACAAUAUGAAUAUAACCGGGCUAUAUUGUACAAAUACGGAUGACCCAGAUUUGAAUGUACUUGUUUCUUCAUUUUAUGUAAUUGAUGUACUGUUAGCGUCAACAACUUGGUUCACAAUAAUAGUUUCUUAUUCAUAUGCGAUUCGUACCUUAAUUGCCCAUAAACAAAAGAAGAAAAAAGAAUCAAGGAAGUUUGAAUUACAGACGACAUCUCGCGGCAUGCCUUUCACUGGAUCAGAAAGAAAUUGCACGUACGAACGGAACGUCGUCCUUGGAUGCUCUAAUCAGAUCUACGGCAUGGACUUUUCAAAUGACCAAUUAUCAGUAAAUCCUGGUGGCAAUAAUGACGCAAAUAACAUUUUUCAACACACAGAUUUGAGCGUUGGAAGUGCCCAAGAGACCAGUGAUUGUACAGACAACCAUUCAGUAAGUGAUCAAGAUCCCAGAGUUUUCACUUGUGCAAUAAACAUUGUAAAUAAGGAUCAAAGAGUUUGUAGGAAACCGAUUAUGAAAAAUAUCAGCGCCUUAGAGCAGAGCCUAACAUUUAUGAUGUUUGCCGCAUCCACUGUUCUCUUGUUGAGUUUUGUACCAUUUUUCAUCGUCAAACUUUACUUGAGACAAUACCCUGAGGAUUUCGCUGAAUAUGAAUUACGCUCAGGAGUUCAGUUUGCGUUAAAAGUACCUCUUGUUAACAGUGUGUUUACUCCCAUCAUUUACUGUAUAUUCAAUUUAAAAUUUCGACAGUUUCUGAAGCCGUGUUUGUGCAGAUUUUGAAAAAUGACUUAGAAAAAAGCACAAAAGUAUUGUACGUUUUAAAAAAUGAUUCAUAUUACUCAAUGACUGACUGCUUGUCUAUCUCUAAUAUCGUCGAGAUGUGAUCCCGACAUUUUGGUCCCGCCAACCGACACGAAGACUAAUAACCAAGACAUGUUUGAAGAAAGUUUUGGGAAAGUAACUAGUCAGCCUCAUUUUAGAAGUAGAGUGUAUCAUAAAUUACCCCCGCCACCGCUUACCUAGGUCUCAUCAGAUCCAUUACAUGAAGAUGCAUUUAUAUAACUUUCAUCGUCUGUAUGGCCGAAGAGCUACUUCUCUUCUUAUUCCAGGUGACAUGCCUUAUUCGGUUCCUGGUGAUCUCACUCAAAAAUAAGCCAAACUUCAAGUUAACAACGUUUUAACAUUUUUAAACCAGAAAGAAUACCACACCAAAGCAAUGGAAGACUAUACACUCUCAAACUAGCUGUUGUACGUUUUUAAAAUGAUAGUACCAGCAGAAAGAAAUGUCCCAUUGCCUUUUACUAGCGGCGAUGGUUGAAUUGAGAGCAUAUCGAUUUCGGACCAUCAAUGGCGUGACAUUCAGACCAAUUGUAUUCUGGAAGACAUAUUCAUUAACUUUUAUUGAUAAUGCCGGUGCUAUCAAAUAUAAUUCAAUACAUUGAAAUGUGAGCAUAAGAGU